Messenger RNA from Anoplopoma fimbria (sablefish), 4529 nucleotides. It is a transcript of the gene fem1b, whose product is annotated as fem-1 homolog b. Bases 173 to 2059 code for a protein of 628 amino acids. Gene Ontology annotation, molecular function: protein binding. The transcript has 3 exons. The record is from RefSeq and is a predicted model, not a curated record. NCBI's taxonomy places the organism in Eukaryota, Metazoa, Chordata, Actinopteri, Perciformes, Anoplopomatidae.
CCUCACUACGGAGCUCGUCCCGCCUUCAUGUGUGCGCUGGGCCCGGCGGGGACUCUUUGAUGGGAGGCGGGUCGCGGGGGACGCGGGGACGCUGCGGGCCUCCUCUUCCUCCUCCGGCUCCUCUUCCUCCUCCUCCGGCUCCUCCGGCUCCUCCGGCUCGUCCCGGGCCCGGAUGGAGUCUCUGGCCGGCUACGUGUACAAGGCGGCCAGCGAGGGCCGCGUCCUGACGCUGGCCGCGCUGCUGCUGCACAACCACCCGGAGGCCGAGGUCCGCUUCCUGCUGGGACACGUCACGCAGGUGUCGGGACAGAGGUCCACGCCGCUCAUCAUAGCGGCCCGCAACGGACACGACAAGGUGGUCCGGCUGCUGGUGGACCACUACCGGGUCGACACGGAGCAGACCGGCACGGUGCGCUUCGACGGCUACGUCAUCGACGGGGCCACGGCGCUGUGGUGUGCUGCCGGAGCCGGUCACUUCGAGGUGGUGCGUCUGCUGCUGAGUCACCGCGCCAACGUCAACCACACCACCAUCACCAACUCCACGCCGCUGCGGGCCGCCUGCUUCGACGGGCGCCUGGACAUCGUCCACUACCUGGUGGAGCACAACGCAGACAUCCGCAUCACCAACAAGUACAACAACACCUGCCUGAUGAUCGCCGCCUACAAGGGCCACGCCGACGUGGUCAAGUUCCUGCUGGAGCAAGGGGCGGACCCCAACGCCACGGCGCACUGCGGCGCCACAGCCCUGCACUUUGCUGCAGAGGCGGGUCACCUGGAGAUCGUUAAAGAGCUGGUGCGCUGCCGAGCCCGCAUGGUGGUGAACGGACACAGCAUGACGCCGCUGAAGGUGGCGGCGGAGAGCUGUAAGGCGGACGUGGUGGAGCUGCUGCUGGCGCACGCCGACUGCGACCCGAGCAGCCGCAUCGAGGCGCUGGAGCUGCUCGGCGCCUCGUUCGCCAACGACCGGGAGAACUACGACAUCCAGAGGACGUACCACUACCUGCACAUGGCCAUGACGGAGCGCCACCGCGACCCGGAGAACGCCAUCGCCAAGGAGCUGCUGCCCGCCAUCGAGGCGUACGGCGGCCGCAGUGAGUGCCGGACGCCUCGAGAGCUGGAGGCCAUCCGCGUGGACCGGGACGCCCUGCACAUGGAGGGCCUGAUGAUCCGGGAGCGAGUCCUGGGCUCGGACAACAUCGACGUGUCGCACCCCAUCAUCUACCGCGGCGCCGUCUACGCCGACAACAUGGAGUUCGAGCAGUGCAUCAAGCUGUGGCUUCACGCGCUCCGCCUGCGGCAGAAAGGAAACCGCAACACGCACAAGGACCUGCUGCGCUUCGCCCAGGUCUUCUCCCAGAUGGUCCACCUGAAGGAGCCGGUUCUGGCCUCGGCCGUGGAGCAGGUUCUGAGCUGCAGCGUGCUGGAGAUCCAGAGAAGCAUGGCGCGCGUGGACGCGGCGGCCGAGUCCGAGCUGCCGCAGGCGCUGGACAACUACGAGUCCAACGUCUUCACCUUCCUGUACCUGGUCUGCAUCUCCACCAAGACCACCUGUGACGAGGAGGCGCGCGCCCGCAUCAACAAGCACAUCUACGACCUGAUCCAGCUGGACCCGCGGUCCCGUGAGGGCGCCUCGCUGCUGCACCUCGCCAUCAGCUCCAACACGCCGGUGGACGACUUCCACACCAACGACGUGUGCAGCUUCCCCAGCGCGCAGGUCACCAAGCUGCUGCUGGACUGCGGCGCUCAGGUCAACGCCGUGGACCACGAGGGCAACACGCCGCUGCACGUCAUCGUCCAGUACAACCGGCCGAUCAGCGACUUCCUCACGCUGCACGCCAUCAUCAUCAACCUGGUGGAGGCCGGCGCCCACACGGACAUGACCAACAAGCAGAAGAAGACGCCGCUGGACAAGAGCACCACGGGCGUGUCGGAGAUCCUUCUGAAGACGCAGAUGAAGAUGAGCCUGAAGUGUCUGGCGGCGCGCGCCGUCCGCCAGCACCAGAUCAUGUACCGGAACCAGAUCCCCAAAACGCUGGAGGAGUUCGUGGAGUUCCACUGAAAGAAAAACGGACACGUUGUCGUUUUAAAAGAAUAUUUUUUUUAUUGUUUUCUAACAAAUCCAAACGGUGCUGAGGACGACGGGUCGGCACGCAAUGUUUUUGAGCAUUUUUAUAAAACAGUGGGGAUGUUUUCUUUUCUAUUUUAAGUAUUAAUUGCUAAGAAGAAGCAGCAGCAGCCAGAGACGUCCGUCUGUCCGUCUGUCUCGCUGCGACGCAGCAGAGGAACCUUUCAGAGACGGGACGGCGGCGAGCUGCUUCCUGUUUUGCCUUAUCUCCGUGACGAGGAGCCGCCAUCUUACUGUGAUCCUGCAGCAUGAGAGAGUGAGAGAUGAACGAGUGAUCAACACACACACACACACACACACACACACACACACACACACACACACACACACACACACGAUUCUUUUAAUAUGGAAAACAUUGGCUUUAGUUUUUACUGAAUGAGAUCAGGACACGUGACUUCAUUAACAACCAGCUCUACUUUAUAUUAAAUGGUUUGCUGGUAACAAUUAUUUGUGCAAGUCCUUUUUCUCUUUCUGAACUACAUGGCCUAAAGUAUGCAGACACCCCGUCCUCGUAUGUUUGUAUGUCCGUUCUGAUGGAGGACAUCUUAAUGAUAUUGACACCACCCUUUUGGACUUGUGUUCCUUUAAAAUAAAACAAUAUCCCUCGUAUUAAAGUUGUCAAACGGUCAAAUUAUUAGAGAGUAGUAAAUCAUAAUAAUAAUAAUUGAGUGCAGUGUUUUUAAUUCUCUCCUGUCCUGUUGAUCAUCAGAGACUCAUGUGUUUAGUAGGGAACCAGUUUUAGACUAAAUUAACAGUUCAGCUUUGUCUCUUUUCUGUUGCAACAUAAAGAAAAACGCAAUUCCGGGUGUCCACAUACUUUUGGCCGUGUAGUGCACCUCUUCUGGUGGUUCAAAACACAAACCAAAUAUUCCACAUUCAUUCCGAUGGAUACUCCGUUGAUUGCUGGUGCAUGAGCUUUUAUUUUGAAACCCGUAUCUGAGGACACGAGCACAGGAACUAUGAAUGUUUUCCCAGAUGGGAAGAAAUCCUCAUUAUUUUAAAGUGUGGAUUAUUAGUGAAGAAGAGGACGAUGUUAACGGCUUCGUCUUCGUUACGUCUGGAGAAAAAAACCCUGAAGAGACUUUGAUGUGGUGAUCCAACGCCGUUAACGAGCUGUGAUCAUGUGACCGUCUUCACCCUGCAGGUGGAAACGGGUGGAGAGCUUCUAUGACUUCACAUUAUUUUACUCUACAUUUAUUUAUUUGCUGCGAGUGUCCUCAUGUCUCUGUUGGAUUCCUUUGUUUCUGUGGACUUUUAUCGUUUUAUUUUUUACUGCUGUUUGUGCCUCAUAGUUCCAGAGCUCACUAUCAGACUCCAAAAUAUGAAUAACUAAUGAUCUUUAUUAAACCCAGAAAGAAAACAAGAUUGUUAGAAGAGUCUCUGAGAAAAAUCCCUUCAGACCAGCAGGAAGUGAUCUUCAGCUGUUUCUUUUUUAACCUGAUGCUUUCUGGAUGGAAGUUAAUGGUUAAUCAUAAGAAGCACAAGAAGAACCGACUGUACGAGGGUUCUGCUCGAGGGUUCUGCUCUGACGGUGUUCAAGGUCCCUGACAUGAUGAGGGUUAAUCCUUUAAAUUCAUCUUAGAGGAUGUUCAUGCUGAGGUUCUGUUUGAUGAUGUAGAGAGGUUUGAGUGUGAAGGAUCAGAAGUUCCUCUGAAGCUCAUUAGUCUUAACAAAGCCGACUGAUUGAACAUCAAACCGUCUGCAGCCCAAAACAAAGACGAAGCAGUUUGCUUCAUCUUCCCUUCUGGUGAUGAUGGAAACCUGCAGAGAGGAAAUGAUCGUCACAGUCGGGUCAUUAGCUCCUCAUCAGUCUUCACUGGAGGAACACAGACCAUGAACGCAUCAGAGAAACCAGCUGCUGCAGAAGAAACAUUCCAUCAAUCUGAUUUAUUAUAUUAUAUAUAUAUAUAUAUAUAUAUAUAUAUAAAAGUUUAAAAGUCUGGAAACACAAAAAUCAGCAUCAGUGGCCAUAAAGACAAAUUGAAGAUGUGGAAAAUAAAGUUUUUCUGUGAUUCUCUGAUCAGGUGGAGGUAAAGUUGAGUAUUCCUUGUGCGGGUUUGAUUUUUCCUGAACUAAUGCAGCAUGUGAAUGCAACACAAACUAAUUUUGAUUGACAGACUUUUCUGUUAACAUGCAAACUCAGCGUCCGUCUGUCCAGCAGAGGUCAGAGAGGUCAGAGGUCGUUUCUGGUUGGAGGGUUUUAAGGUUUGAGGUGAUGAUUAUGUGCCAUCAGAAUGCUCCUUUUUAUUUUAUUUAACGCUGCAGGAGUUUUUAUUUCUGUCUCGUGUUUUUGUGUCUGUGGCUGAAAUGAAGCCAAAGAUUCUGGUGUUGAUGAAAGUUCAGAGGACGUCAGCUGUGAUGAACUUCUGCAGAAUGAAUGCUGUCAAAUUAAAAGUCUUCU